Molecule: messenger RNA, 1149 nt
Organism: Alternaria atra
Lineage: Eukaryota; Fungi; Ascomycota; Dothideomycetes; Pleosporales; Pleosporaceae
Exons: 3
Coding region: 1-1149 (382 amino acids)
Cellular component (GO): cytoplasm
Molecular function (GO): 2-oxoglutarate-dependent dioxygenase activity
Source: RefSeq, a predicted model, not a curated record
AUGGCUCCAAUCGCAAUUCCCGUUCACGAACACAUCCAGGAGAAGGAUACCGUCCAACCACGGAAGGACUCCUUGGGACUACCCGAGCCAGCUAGAGAGAGGCUCGAAAAAGCGGGUAUCGAUUUGUCGGCCGGCUAUCCAUACAGGCCGGCAAAACCACUUUACCUCGACGAUGUAUACAAGAUUAGGGACUAUGAUCGUGAGCACAUCGAUCCAGGUUCCCGAGCUGAUCCAGAAAAGAAAGCGCUGUUCGGCGCUGCAAAGGAAGUCAUUCAUUUGACUUCGCACAUCGGAACGGAAAUCGUUGGACUUCAACUGAAGGAUCUUACGGACCAGCAGAAGGAUGAGCUUGGUCUUCUGAUCGCCGAAAGAAGCGUGGUGUUCUUCCGAGACCAGGACCUCUCGCCUCAACAACAGAAGAAUCUCGGCGAAUAUUAUGGCGAAAUCGAAGUUCAUCCGCAAGUUCCCUUCGUACCCGGCGUACCAGGAGUGACCGUUCUAUGGCCUGCUCUCCAGGCGACAGAGGUGCCGGCCAGCUUCAGGAAGACAGGCGGAGCAUCUAGGUGGCACACCGAUCUGGUGCAUGAACGCCAACCAGCUGGCGUGACACAUCUCCACAAUGAUACAAUCCCAAAGAUUGGGGGUGACACCCUCUGGGCCUCAGGUUACGCCGCCUAUGAAAAGCUUUCUCCAGAGUUCCGAAAGAUCAUCGACGGCAGGGAAGCAGUGUACCGCAGUGCGCACCCGUACCUUGAUCGUGAAAAUACUAGCGCUGGACCAAAACACAUCGAACGCGUUCAUCCGCUCGUUCGUGUGCAUCCAGCAACCGGAUGGAAAGCACUUUGGGUCAACCGCGCUUUCACUGACCGCAUUGUGGGACUCGAUAAGGCCGAAAGUGAUGUCAUCCUGAACUAUCUCUUCGAUGUGUAUGAGAACAACGUCGACAUCCAGGUCCGAUUCCGAUGGACCCCAGGGACUUCGGCACUAUGGGACAACAGGAUCACCAUCCACAACGCAAGUUGGGAUUACGAGGGGAUCGAGCCGAGGCACGGAACAAGGGUUACGUCCUUGGCGGAGAAGCCAUUCUUCAAAGCGGAUGCACCGACUCGUAGGCAGGCACUGGGUCUUGCGGGACCUGAGGAUGUUUAA